Eucalyptus grandis is the source of this 2814-nucleotide messenger RNA. RefSeq names its product PYK10-binding protein 2-like. The transcript has 6 exons. Lineage: Eukaryota; Viridiplantae; Streptophyta; Magnoliopsida; Myrtales; Myrtaceae. The coding region runs from base 915 to 2396 and encodes 493 amino acids. The record is from RefSeq and is a predicted model, not a curated record.
UCAAAUGUCAUUCAAACUAAGUACACAUACGACCUCUCAAUCAAAGUUUCUAUGCCGAGUUAAAAGAAGAGAGGAACCAUGUCUCAUCCUCCAUGGAAACAAGACGUAUUCGUGAGUUUCGUGAAGGAUGAACCGGGAAAGACCUUCAUAUCAAACCUCUUCGAACGUCUGCACCAGGUGGGGAUUGGCCACUUCGUAGAUGACAAAAGAGAGGGCGCUACAAAGAACAACGAGGCCGAGCGCCUCCAUGCAAUCCGCCGGCUGACGUUUGCCUUCGCCCUUGUCGUGUUCUCCAAGAAGUAUGUUGACUCCAGCCCGUGCCUGAACGAGCUGGUCGAGAUCCUCUACUGCCAAAAAGACCCCAAACUCGUGGUAAUUCCCAUCUUUUACAUAGACAGGGCAGGCGUUUCAAACUUGGCGAGUAAUAACAAAUUCAAGGAAGCUCUCAGAAGCAGGAGAAAGACAGAGACAGAUGCUCAGAAGAGGUGGAGUGCCCUAGCGAAGGCGGGUUACGAGUUGAAAGCCGCCAAAGGCGAUGAAUCGAAGCUCAUUGACAUAAUAGUCGAGCGCCUUGUCAACAAGAUCCAUUCUCAAUAUUCCGGUAAUGAUUUCACCUUCGGGCCUUUUGGAGGCGAAGGUCAAAAUAACUGGAAAACUGUUGAUAUAGAAAGGGGAUUUAUAGAAAGGGCAUUCAUGUUGAGUACGGAGACUUCAUCGAGUCCGUUACUUUUAAAGUCCACAAGAAGACCGUCUUCAAACCGCAAAAUGACGGGAAGAGCUUCGUGGUUAAAUUGGAAAGAGGAGAGUACAUAACUUCUUUUUCUGGGUAUUUCCAAAAGGUGAAUGGUGUUUAUAAGGGAAUCAACUCUCUCACAUUUCGAACCAAUAAAAGGAUAUUGGGACCUACUAAUAAAAUGAAAUUGGAAGGGGAGUACUUUUCCGUACCAUCCAAAGGAGGGAAAGUCGUACAGCUUUUGGUGAGUGGUAAUAAUAAUGGGUUUCUCACAUCUAUUGGAGCACGUGUCAAGCUACAGUCCGAGAAUUCCCGUUCUGCCAGCGUCCAGUCUGUGGGCUUAAUCGGGAGUAAAAUAAGGUCAAUCUAUUCAAAGUGGGAUGAUGGCAAUCAACACACCGACGUAAGGAAAAUCAUUUAUGAACUUGAUUCAGAGGGAGGGCGAUUCAUCCAGUCAAUCGCGUUUGAGUAUCAAGAGAAGGAUGGAGGAACGUGGCAAUCGGAGACGCAUGGGGUCAAGGGUGGAAAGAAGGAGAAGUCGAUUGAAAUGGGUACAGGGGAGUAUCUGACUUUAAUGUCCGGAUAUUGGACGGAUCAUGGCAUUAAACGUCUCAGGUUUCUGACUAACAAAAAUAGGCCCAUAACUAUUGGUGAUGAGAAUGGAAUCGACGAGGGAGACAGAGUCUGUCUCCCAACGGGUGGCAAAAUUGUCGGAUUCUACGGGUGGGAUUUUGGAAAGCUUCGUGGAAUUGGAGCAUAUUUCGAAGGGCAGCCAUUUGCAGGUGAAGAGGAUCGGGAGGAAAAUAAAUUUGACGGUGUGAGGGAAAUUUACGUAAUGCCCAUGCCCGACCAAAGUGGUUUCCGUUAUAUCAGGUUUCUGUUUGAUAACGGUAGUGAAGAAGGUCUCGAACGUAUUCACGGUAAGUGGACUGGAGAAGUCUUCGGGGAAAAACAGGUUCAAUUGAAGGAUUAUCCACGGGAGUACUUAACAUCGAUCUCUGGUUAUGUGGGAGAGGAUGGUGCCAUCAAAUCGCUCACAUUUUACAGUAAUAGAGGAACACGCGGUCGCUACGGCAAGGAGGGCGAUGGGAAGUACUUUUGGUAUCCAUCAACCGGAAGCAGAAUCACAGGCUUUUAUGGAACAAAUGGCGAGACUCUCAAAUCCAUAGGAGUGUAUGCGGAGCCCAUACCGUACAUAUAUCCUUCUAAAAUCUCGCUACAAUUUGGUGGCUCAGGUGGAAAAGAAUGGGAUGAUGGAGUGCAUACUAAUGUGAGGGGAUUUCGGGUGAUCGCCUGCAAGGCCAACGAAAAAAUUGAGUCCAUCACUUUUAUGUACGAUGACAAUGGUGUCUUGGUCGAAGGCUCUCCACAUGGCAGACAAGACGUGUCUUCGGGCAAAUGGAUCUGGCUGGAUUUUCCCUACGAGCGUCUAACUUCGAUAGGUGUCUGGACGGGACCCUUUGAACGUAAGACUAUCAUCCGCGGCCUGAGAAUAACUACCGUUCCUGGAUUCGCCGAUCCUGUAACUCACCAAUACGGGCAGUGCGAAAAAGAGCCAGCGGGCUUUACUAUAAAAGAAGACCGUCAUAAGAUUGUUGGCUUUUUCGGAAGGAAGGCGGAAUCACAUAUUAUUUCCAUUGGAGCGCAUUUGGAAAAAAUUUAGAUUAAACCCCCUCCCGCUCACAACCUUUCUUUUUCGUCCUCUUUGGCUUGUGAUUGCAAGAACCUUCUUUGUUUCUCUUUUCAGAUGAUGAUGGCAAGCGUUGCCCAUGGCCAGUUUCUGUUUGAAUAAAAUAAAAUAAUGGUUGGAUUUAAGCAUGUUGGUUGCUGGUUUCUAGAUUUGGUCGUUUUGAUGUUCUUCAAAGAAAGUCUGGAUUCAUGGUAGGCGCCCGAUGAAGAAUGAAGACAAAAAACUACAAGCAUUUAAUGAAGAAGAUCUACUAAGCAUGAAGACAAGGAAUGCCAGCAAAGGUCAUUGAAGAGUUCCCCACGGAUUGCUAUGUUUGUCUUCAAAUGCAUUUAUUGAAUUGACUUUGUUUGUGUGCCCUUGUUAACUUUGUGUGCUUUCUUGUUUUUCUUCA